This is a messenger RNA of Colletotrichum spaethianum, 960 nucleotides long. Its product is annotated as protein GVP36. The transcript has 5 exons. Gene Ontology annotation, molecular function: protein binding. Gene Ontology annotation, cellular component: cytoplasm. The record is from RefSeq and is a predicted model, not a curated record. NCBI's taxonomy places the organism in Eukaryota, Fungi, Ascomycota, Sordariomycetes, Glomerellales, Glomerellaceae. Bases 1 to 960 code for a protein of 319 amino acids.
AUGGAUUUCAAGAACUUUGGCAAGAACAUUACUUCCUUCGGGGCCUCCAUUACCCCCUUCGCCUCUCGUACCUUUCAGUACACCAAGGAGCAGCUCGGUCAAGCCGAGGACAAGACCCAGCUCCCUCCCGACUACAUCGACCUCGAGAAGCGAGUUGAUGCUCUCAAGCAGGUCCAUCAGAAGAUGUUGGCUGUGACCUCACAAUAUUCGAACGAGGCCUAUGAUUACCCUCCCAACAUCAAGGAGACCUUCCAGGAUCUCGGUCGCACCGUCAGCGAGAAGGUCACUCUCCUUUCUUCCGCCGCCUCUCCCGCUGAGGCCCAGGCCGCCCUGACUGCCCCUCCCACCGCGAAGCCCCAGCCCAAGACCUUCAACCAUGCCAUCGCCAGAGCCAGUCUGUCUAGCAGCCAGGUGUUGCACCAGCAGCACACUGGUGCAGGAGAGGACCCCUUGGCUACGGCCCUCGAGAAGUAUGCCUUGGCCAUGGAGCGCGUCGGCGAGGCCCGCAUGGCCCAGGAUGCCCAGAUCCAGAGCCGGUUCCUUGCUGGCUGGAACACCACCCUAAACACCAACCUCAAGUUCGCUACUCGUGCCCGCCAAAACGUCGAGAAGUCGCGCUUGACCCUUGAUGCCGUCAAGGCCCGCGCCCACGGUACCACCUGGAAGAUUGGCCCCGGUUCUCCCCGUCCGGACGAGCCUCAGUCUCAGGAGCUGAGCCCCGAGGCGCAGGAAGAGAUCGAGAAGGCCGAGGACGAGUUCGUCACGCAGACUGAGGAGGCUGUCGGCGUCAUGAAGAACGUCCUUGAUACCCCUGAGCCCCUUCGCAACCUUGCCGACCUGAUUGCUGCUCAGAUCGAGUACCACAAGAGGGCUUACGAGAUCCUGAGCGAGCUUGCUCCCGUUGUGGAUGGUCUGCAGGUUGAGCAAGAGGUUAGUCGCGCCUCGACCUUCGAUGUUUAA